Messenger RNA from Homo sapiens (human), 511 nucleotides. RefSeq names its product H3 clustered histone 2 (gene H3C2). The coding region runs from base 40 to 450 and encodes 136 amino acids. NCBI's taxonomy places the organism in Eukaryota, Metazoa, Chordata, Mammalia, Primates, Hominidae. The record is from RefSeq and is marked reviewed. Gene Ontology annotation, molecular function: structural constituent of chromatin; protein heterodimerization activity; DNA binding. The transcript has a single exon. Gene Ontology annotation, cellular component: nucleosome; chromosome; nucleus.
ACAGACGUCUCUGCAGGCAAGCUUUUCUGUGGUUUUGCCAUGGCUCGUACUAAACAGACAGCUCGGAAAUCCACCGGCGGUAAAGCGCCACGCAAGCAGCUGGCUACCAAGGCUGCUCGCAAGAGCGCGCCGGCUACCGGCGGCGUGAAAAAGCCUCACCGUUACCGCCCGGGCACUGUGGCUCUGCGCGAGAUCCGCCGCUACCAAAAGUCGACCGAGUUGCUGAUUCGGAAGCUGCCGUUCCAGCGCCUGGUGCGAGAAAUCGCCCAAGACUUCAAGACCGAUCUUCGCUUCCAGAGCUCUGCGGUGAUGGCGCUGCAGGAGGCUUGUGAGGCCUACUUGGUAGGGCUCUUUGAGGACACAAACCUUUGCGCCAUCCAUGCUAAGCGAGUGACUAUUAUGCCCAAAGACAUCCAGCUCGCUCGCCGCAUUCGCGGAGAAAGAGCGUAAAUGUAAAGUCACUUUUUCAUCAGUCUUAAAACCCAAAGGCUCUUUUCAGAGCCACCCACUU